UGCUUGUUGAGAACGAAAGCCUUUGGGAAACUCCAACGGCUUUUACUCGACAUCUGAUUAGCUGCGCGCAACCUCGAAAAGCGAAAAGCGACAGGGGAAUCUUUGCUUAACUUUUUUUGAUUUGAUUUGGAUCUCGAUUGAACCUUGCAUCGCUAUAUCUUCCCACCGAAAGUUUCCUCCCCACGUUACGAGAACAAUUCAGAGCUCAGGCACAUUAUCUGAUCUGAUCUCUACCAACGCAACGCAGCUCAACUCAAUUCCCUGAUCUCUUGCUCUCCCCCAAAUUUCCAUCUUUUUGUGGCCUCCGACUCCGACCUGCGGACCCCUCCCUCCUUCCGCCCACAGCAGCAGCCAGCCACAGCUCAACGCCUCCCUACCACGGACCUGGUCUAAAGAUAAGACAAAGGGCACAGCAUCCUCUUACACGAGACGAAGCGAAAACUGCACGAGAGUACAUCAUUUCUGCCACGGGCGCUCAACAAUGAGCGACCAUCCAGUCAUGCAGGUCGAGGACAAGAUCGUCCCCGGACCUUCUGUCACCAGCAACGAGACAGCUGUAGAGGAGACAGUCAUUCGACAAGAUGUGACUGUCAUCACAACAACAGACGAGGCUAGAGGCCCCAGUUCAGCCUUGAGCAGUACCGCCAAUCCCACUUCACCAACCACUGCUGCCCCGCGACCACGACUCAAGAAGGACAACAGCACGCCCAACAUGAACGGGCCACUCUACAUGCAGACUGCCGGGAACAAGACAGUGCUUGUCCGCCGACUUAAGCGCAAGGAGGAGAGCACCUGGAAGCAUCUCUCGCGCUGGUUUGUCGAGAACCAAAUCGGCCUCUCUUUUAACCUCCUCGCUCUCAUCUUCCUCGCCCAGACUUUCAUCCCCAAAGCUCGAGAACACACCCACAAAUUCUUCCACCUCAGCUACUACAGCUCUCAAUCCGGCCAGUAUCGCAUCGGUUACGAUGAUGCUUAUUUCAUCACCUUCUGCGUUAUUCUCUUCACCGGUCUUCGUGCCGCCACCAUGGAAUACGUUCUUGCACCCAUUGGUCGACUCCAGGGUAUCAGCAACCGCAAGAACCUGACCCGAUUCAGCGAGCAAGCUUGGCUUAUGGUGUACUAUACUGUUUUCUGGCCCUGGGGCGUGUACAUUUAUUGUACUUCCCCUCACUACAUGAGCAUGGAGAAUCUCUGGACCGACUGGCCUAACCGCGAGCUCGACGGACUCAUGAAGGCCUAUCUCCUCUGCCAGUGGGCUUUCUGGCUGCAGCAGAUGAUUGUUAUUAACAUUGAGGAGCGCCGUAAGGACCAUUGGCAAAUGUUUACCCAUCACAUUGUCACCACCGCUCUUAUCUUCGCCUGCUACACUUACCACCACACCCGUGUCGGUAACUUCAUCCUGGUUAUCAUGGAUGUUGUUGAUCUGUUCCUCCCUCUCGCCAAGUGCCUCAAGUAUUGCGGUUUCAAGAAAGUCUGUGAUGUCAUGUUUGGCCUCUUUGUAGUUUCAUGGUUCAUUGCUCGCCAUGUCCUAUACAUUGCGGUCUGCUGGUCCAUCUACUCAGACACUCCCCGGAUCAUGCCCACUGGUUGCUUCAAGGGGAACAACGAGAAUAUGAUUGGUCCCAUCGACCCUCCAGCCGGCUGGAAAUAUCUGGUCGACCCUUUCAUCAACCCUGAAGGCCUUGUUUGUUAUAAUGAGACCAUCAAGUGGAGUUUCCUCGCUCCCCUCCUCUUCCUCCAAGUCAUCACCAUCGGCUGGUUUACCAUGAUCGUUCGCGUCAUUAUCAAGGUCCUGAAGGGAGGCGAUGCUGAAGAUGUCCGAAGUGACGACGAGGGUGGCGAAGAGGAGGAGGAAGAGGAGUUUGUCUACGAAGAGGCACAGCCCCUGGAGGAGGAGGUUGGCGUCGAAGAGCUCGACCUCCGAAACUGGGAGCGACGAUCAGGCGUUAAGAAACAAGCCAGCAGUUCAGGAGUCAGCCUCCCUGGCCACAGUGAUCGAAAGGAGUUGUUAGGUCGUAUUGGCUGCGAGAAGCAGGUCGACUAGACGAAGCUAUGUGUUGGGAGUUUAACGGCAUUUUUCUCGUUCCACAUCCGAGUGAUGCUCACAUUUUUGAACCUUUUUUCCACUUUUAUGUUUUGGGCUUGCAUUUAUGGGAGGAGAUAUCUUGCCCGCUGUCUUGAUCACAACGACUUGGUAGAUGGGAGCUAACGAAAAAUAACCGAGGCCAGGAACCUCGUAGGGUCUGCAUUGGAGAGCUCCGCUAAAGAAUAGACGGCCGCCAUUAGAGACGACGAUUGCUUCUUUGCAACGAAGAUAAAAAAGAGUCCUUUUUUUUGACGAUUUCUAAAGGCUUUGGAUGGGAACACUUGAUCAUCUGUCUGCUUGGCUUUUCAAGAGAAGAAAGAUAGCCCAUUUGCGAAUGAUACCUCGAU
Messenger RNA from Fusarium oxysporum Fo47, 2433 nucleotides. RefSeq names its product TLC domain-containing protein. The transcript has 4 exons. NCBI's taxonomy places the organism in Eukaryota, Fungi, Ascomycota, Sordariomycetes, Hypocreales, Nectriaceae. The record is from RefSeq and is a predicted model, not a curated record. Gene Ontology annotation, molecular function: sphingosine N-acyltransferase activity. Gene Ontology annotation, biological process: ceramide biosynthetic process. Gene Ontology annotation, cellular component: membrane. Bases 482 to 2044 code for a protein of 520 amino acids.